UUUCCACUUUCUCCAUAAUUUAUUUUAGACAAUGAUUGCUCAUCCAGAGACAUAUUUUUAUGAGUGGUCUUGAACUUUGCUCGCUACUCGAUCUAGUAUCGAAUCUCAUGGCUUGUUCUUCUUUGCCUCUUCGUAUCUGGACAUACCGCGUCUUUGCUAGCUUCCAUGGACCAGACGUCCGUAAAACAUUUCUCUCUCAUUUACGCAAACAAUUUAACUACAACGGGAUUACGAUGUUCGAUGAUCAAGGGAUCGAGAGAAGCCAAACCAUCGCCCCUGCACUCACACGAGCAAUUAAUGAAUCGAGGAUCGCAAUCGUGGUGCUCUCCAAGAACUAUGCUUCAUCCAGCUGGUGUUUGGAUGAAUUGGUACAGAUUUUGAAGUGCAAGGAAGAUAGAGGGCAAAUAGUGAUGACUGUCUUCUAUGGAGUAGAUCCACAUGAUGUGCGUAAACAGACCGGAGAUUUUGGGCGUGCUUUCAAUGAGACUUGUGCUCGUAAAACGGAGGAGGAGAGACGAAAAUGGAGCCAAGCUUUGAACUAUGUGGGUAACAUAGCCGGAGAACACUUCCGAAACUGGGACAAUGAAGCCAAAAUGAUCGAGAAGAUUGCAAGAGAUGUUUCAGAUAAAGUGAAUGCUACACCAUCAAGAGAUUUUGAUGACAUGGUUGGACUUGAGACUCAUUUGAGAAUGAUGCAGUCUUUGCUAGAUUUAGAUAAUGAUGGAGUUAUGAUGGUUGGAAUAUCUGGUCCGGCAGGCAUUGGUAAGACUACCAUUGCUAGAGCUUUGAAAAAUCUAUUCUCCAAUAGGUUUCAGCUUAGUUGUUUUAUGGACAACUUUAGGGGAAGCUAUCCCAUUGGUUUUGACGAGUAUGGUUUUAAGUUGCGUUUACAAGAAGAGCUGCUAUCAAAGAUUUUGAACCAAAGUGGUAUGAGGAUCUCCCAUUUAGGUGUAAUACAAGAAAGACUAUGUGACAUGAAAGUGCUUAUCAUUCUUGAUGAUGUGAAUGAUGUAAAGCAAUUAGAGGCUUUGGUUAAUGAAAAUUCAUGGUUCGGCCCUGGAAGUAGGAUUAUUGUGACAACUGAAAAUAAAGAGAUUUUGCAUCGACAUGGUAUCGACAACGUGUACAAUGUCGGGUUUCCAUCAGAUGAAGAAGCUCUCAAGAUCUUAUGUAGAUAUGCUUUUAAACAAAGCUCUCCACGUCAUAGUUUCUUAAUGAUGGCAAAAUGGGUAGCACAACUUUGUGGGAAUCUUCCAUUGGGUCUACGUGUGGUGGGUUCAUCUUUACAUGGGAAGAAUGAGGACGAAUGGAAAUAUAUAGUAAGGAGGCUAGAAACUAUUAUGGAUGGAGAGAUCGAGGAAGUACUAAGAGUCGGUUAUGAGAGUUUACAUGAGAAUGAGCAAACACUAUUUCUCCACAUUGCAAUCUUCUUCAACUAUGAAGACGGUGAUCUUGUGAAAGCCAUGCUCGCUGACAAUAGCUUGGAUAUCGAACACGGGUUAAAAAUCCUAAUAAAUAAAUCUCUGAUACAUAUAUCUAGCAAAGGGGAAAUAUUGAUGCACAAUUUACUACAACAAAUGGGGAGACAAGCCAUUCGUAGACAAGAGCCUUGGAAACGCCGGAUCUUAAUUGAUGCUCAAGAGAUUUGUGAUGUGCUUGAAAAUAAUACAGGUACAAGAGGUGUGUCUGGUAUAUCAUUUGAUACAUCAGGAAUCAAUGAAAUAAUUGUAAGCGAUAAAGCUCUUAGAAAAAUGUCUAAUCUUCGUUUUCUAAGUGUUUACAAGACAACAUAUGCUGCGAAUGUUAAUGCACAUAUACCUGAGGAGAUGGACUAUCUACCUCCUCUAAGGUUACUACGUUGGGAGGCAUACCCAAGCAAGACUCUUCCUCUUAGAUUUUGCCCGGAGAAUCUAGUCGAACUUAGCAUGGAAGAUAGCCAACUCAAGAAGCUCUGGGAAGGAACUCAGUUGCUAACUAAUCUCAAGAAGAUGGAUUUGUCUCGUUCUCUGGAGUUGAAAGAACUCCCAGAUCUUUCAAAUGCUACAAAUCUCGAAACACUGGAGCUAAGCGGUUGCACGAGUUUGGUAGAGCUUCCAUCAUCUAUUGCGAAUCUUCAAAAACUAGAGGACAUAAUGAUGAAUUCUUGCCAAAAGCUGGAAGUUAUCCCAACUAACAUCAACUUGACAUCUCUCAAGAGGAUUCACAUGGCUGGAUGCUCACGACUGGCAAGUUUCCCAAAUUUUUCUACCAACAUCACCGCUCUCGAUAUAUCAGACACAUCGGUAGAUGUAUUGCCUGCAUUGAUUGUGCAUUGGUCUCAUCUUUAUUAUAUUGAUAUAAGAGGAAGAGGAAAAUACAAGAACGCAUCAAACUUCCCCGGAUGCGUAGGACGGCUUGAUCUAAGCUAUACUGAUGUUGACAAGAUUCCAGAUUGCAUCAAAGAUCUUCUAUGGUUACAACGCAUCUAUCUAUCUUGCUGCAGAAAACUUACAUCAUUACCAGAGCUACCUAAUUGGCUUCUUCUCCUGAUAGCAGACAAUUGUGAGUUACUCGAGAGAGUAACCUUCCCUAUAAACUCUCCAAAUGCAGAACUCAUUUUCACUAACUGCUUCAAACUGGAUGGAGAAACAAGAAAACUAUUCAUCCAACAAUCUUUUCUUAGCAACUGCAUACCCGGAAGAGUAAUGCCUAGUGAGUUCAAUCACCGAGCCAAAGGUAACUCCGUGAUGGUUCGUCUUUCUUCUGCAUCCUUGAGGUUUAGGGCUUGCAUCAUAGUUUCGCAUAUCCAAGAUCAACACAGAAGAAUAUAUAAAAAUGUUAAGUUACAGUAUCGUAUCAUAGGGAAAAGCAGUUGGUCUAUCCAUAAAAUGUUUCUCGUAGGACAUCCUCGUGGAUCCCCCGGAAUUCGAAGGAAACAUCUAUGUAUUUUUUAUGGUGACUUUCUUGAAGAAGAUUUAUCCAUUGAAGUUAACAGCGAGUUAUUGUUUGAAUUCCGCAACAUCUCUGAUCUCUACACAUAUGAAGACUGCGAGAUUAUUGAAUGUGGUGUGCGAAUCUUGACGAACGAAGUGGAGGAAAGCAGUGAUGGGAACACUAAAACUAGAUUAGACCAAGUUUCUGAAGAUGACGACGAUGAUUGGAGCUACGAUUCUGAACCCAGCGAGGUCUUGGAAGAUUCUGAAGGCGACAACAUGGACCAUACUACAGAGGUACUAAUCAGUUGUGACUCGAAAUCAGACAAGGCAUACGAUGAAGAAGGAAAAGAAGACAAUGUCCAAGGUAAAGAACAUACAAAUUGUUGGAGUUGGCUCUUCCUCUGCUUUGAGUAAAAGAGUAAUCAAAUCCCAUUUCUUAAUGUCUUUCCACUCAUUUGUUAAUGGUGUAUUACAAGAUGACUCCCUUGUAAAUUCGUUUG
Messenger RNA from Arabidopsis lyrata subsp. lyrata, 3415 nucleotides. RefSeq names its product disease resistance protein RML1A. The record is from RefSeq and is a predicted model, not a curated record. Gene Ontology annotation, biological process: defense response; signal transduction. Gene Ontology annotation, molecular function: ADP binding. Lineage: Eukaryota; Viridiplantae; Streptophyta; Magnoliopsida; Brassicales; Brassicaceae.